AAAAGAAUGGAGCUGUCCCAGCUACUCAAUGAGAUCAGGGCAAACUAUGAAAAGCUCCUCACCAGAAGUCAGAUAGAGACCGUGCUCUCAACAAGGAUCCAGUUGGAGGAAGAUCUAAGCAAAAAAAUGGACAAAGAUGAAGAGGCUUUAAAGGCAGCUCAAGCAGAACUCAAGGAAGCCCGACGCCAGUGGCAUCACCUGCAAGUGGAAAUUGAAUCUCUCCAUGCUGUGGAAAGGGGCCUUGAAAACUCCUUACACGCCAGUGAACAACAUUACCAGAUGCAGCUGCAAGACCUAGAGGCAGUGAUUGAAGGACUAGAAAAAGAGCUACAGGAAGUAAGGCGCGGCAUUGAAAAGCAGCUUCAAGAGCAUGAGAUGCUCCUCAACACGAAGAUGAGGCUAGAACAAGAAAUCGCAACUUAUCGCCGCCUCCUGGAAAAGGAAGAAAUCAGAUAUUAUGGUUGCAUCCAAGGUGGGAAAAAAGAACAAAAACCUACCACAAGUAGAGUCGGUUUUGUUUUACCUUCAGCCAUUAUAAAUGAAAUAUCUUUUUCAACAAAAGUCCCACAGAAGUAUGAGAACGAAAAAGUAGAAACAGUGACCAAACAAGCAAUAUUAAAUGGAAAUGUCGUGAAAGAAAGCACUGAAGCUCAUGGCACUAUUCAGACAGAGAAAGUGGGUGAAGUUAUUAAAGAAUGGGAAGGUUCCUUCUUUAAAGAUAACCCUCGAUUAAGGAAAAAAUCUGUUUCUCUUCGAUUUGAUCUUCAUUUAGCAGCCACGGAUGAAGGGUGUUUACAGACUAAGCAGGAUAAUCUACCAGAUAUAGAAGUCAGGCUUAUCAUGAGAAGAUCAUGCAGUAUCCCCUCUAUCAAACCUCCAUCAGCAGCUAAUUAAUCCAAAGACAGUAUUUGAUUUGAUGUGAAAAUGACAUUAGGUUGGACCAAGGUAGGCCUGCUGACCACCUUCUGUCCCAAAAUGUAAGUUACUAAGUAUGUAUGUUAUGACCAAUGUAUGAGUCUUCAGAAAAAAAAA
Messenger RNA from Lipotes vexillifer (Yangtze River dolphin), 1032 nucleotides. RefSeq names its product keratin 222 (gene KRT222). The record is from RefSeq and is a predicted model, not a curated record. The coding region runs from base 7 to 894 and encodes 295 amino acids. Gene Ontology annotation, molecular function: structural molecule activity. NCBI's taxonomy places the organism in Eukaryota, Metazoa, Chordata, Mammalia, Artiodactyla, Lipotidae. The transcript is spliced from 6 exons.